AUGUUUAACUUACAAACAGGACCGAAAGAAGUAUUUCCAUACAACUACUACAGCAGUGUUUUGUUAGCAAAUGACAACAGAACUGGUGUCAUUUCUGAAGCAUGUAAGUUUAUCCGGGAUGCAGAUACAUUCAUGAAAAACAUAGAUUCCAUCAAAGGUUGCAGAAUAGAUGAGAACCACUUCGACUUAGAAAAGUAUAGCACAUUUUAUUGCAAACAAGAUGUAAGAAUUUUAAGAGAAGGUUUUGUUAAGUUCCGCAAUGACAUAUUGAAAGAAUUUGAUUUAAACGUUUAUGACUACGUUAGUAUUUGUUCUAUUGCUAACAAAUUGUUUGAGAACAGAGUGUACUUCCCGAAUGGAAAUUUAUAUGACCUCUCAAAUAAACCAAGAGAAUUUAUUUCACGCUGUAUUCAAGGUGGAAGAUGUAUGCUGUCAGAUAACAUUAAACAAAAGAGUAAAGAGAAACUCAUUGCUGAUUUCGACGCUGUUUCAUUAUAUCCAUCAGCUAUAGCAAGACUUUAUACUUUAGAAGGUAUACCGAAAGUAUUGAAGAAAGAAAUGUUAAGCACAGAGUAUCUCAUGAGACAUUUAUUCGAUGACGACCAAAAGGAACCCAUUGGUGAAAAGUUUAUGUCUGGCUUCUUUGUUCUCAUUAAGAUAACAGAGAUUGGAAUACAUAGACACUUUCCUUUAAUAGUUUGUGACCCUGAACUAAAUCCAGAACUUAACGUUCCCAGAAGUUCAAACACUUGCUGUUUAAUGUAUGUUGACCAUAUAACAUUACAAGACCUCAUAAAAUAUCAAGGUGUCAAAUGUGAAGUGUUGCAAGGAUACUAUUACGAUGGAAACAGAGAUAUUAGAAUAAGAGAUGAAGUAAAGAAGUUGUUUGAGUUAAGGUUAAAGUAUAAGAAAGAAGGAAAUCCUUUGCAAGAAAAUAUAAAGCUCAUUCUGAACAGUAUUUAUGGCAAAACUAUUCUAUCUCUUAUUGAGUCAAAAAUAACCAUAGUAGAUGACAAAGAUGCUAUAAGAUAUGCCAUCAGAAACUACAACCAUAUAGUGAAGUUCGAAGGUUUGGAUGGUUCAGAUAAAACUAUUUUCAAGCUAACGAAAAGCAUUUGCAGACACUUUAACUUCUGUCCACUUGGUGUUAACAUUCU
Trichomonas vaginalis G3 is the source of this 1157-nucleotide messenger RNA. Its product is annotated as organellar and viral DNA polymerase type B. NCBI's taxonomy places the organism in Eukaryota, Parabasalia, Trichomonadida, Trichomonadidae. The annotation marks the transcript as partial. The transcript has a single exon. Gene Ontology annotation, biological process: DNA replication. Gene Ontology annotation, molecular function: nucleotide binding; DNA binding; DNA-directed DNA polymerase activity. The record is from RefSeq and is a predicted model, not a curated record.